Hydatigera taeniaeformis is the source of this 1362-nucleotide messenger RNA. The record is from the annotation of a GenBank genome assembly. NCBI's taxonomy places the organism in Eukaryota, Metazoa, Platyhelminthes, Cestoda, Cyclophyllidea, Taeniidae.
AUGUUCUUGCUGUUCUGCAUCCUAACGUCAGCCAUAAGGUUGCGAUGCUCAAACCUUUUCGAGAAGUCUACCUUGUGUCGACUUGGGAAAAACUUUCGUUCCCGCCGAUUCCACAACAUUUUCCUCCUCUGUGCAAUAUCAUCAGUCGUGGUUAGCUCAGCACUAAAUGGAAACAUAUCUCACCAGGAUUUAAUUGGCUUAGGAUUGGUACUUGUUUCCAUUGACUGGAGCUUUAUACCGAGUCUAAUUAGAAUAAGCCUCACUGUUCCCAUGUCUGGUUAUUCUCAUUUCGAUCGUGAAAAGUACCUCAAGCUUCGUUCAGAAGAAGCCGCCAAUUUCUUCUCAACAAUGGAUAACGUUGUGGUGGAUCAUUUUUUGAAACUGCUGCUGCUUAACAUCGCAACUUUUAGCCUUCUCCCUGUCUUAACACGCAUAAAUUUUGCAAAUAGUCCGCAAAAUGCUCUUUUCUUCGAUUUUCGCAUGUCGCAAUUUAUUUUGAAGGAAAGUAGUCGUGUGCGUUCUGAGUCUGAAUCAGCUCCAUCAAGGUGUGACACGAGUCCCUUUCAACCAGUGUACUCAGCUAACCGACGCGCAGCCUACCUUUGGAUGGCCGCUGUGCUUGUUGUUUUGAAUGCUAUCAUUGCGGGGCAUUCGAUUGCUCGUAGUGCAUAUUUGGAUGGUUUUCCGAAGCUUAUGGAUAAUUACCUCUGUUUUAUGAACGCGUGGUUAUGCAUUGGCUCCUAUCUCGUUUUAGUCACAUGCAUGUGCCGCCUAAGACAUAUCUUGGCUUUUGACUGCAGUUGUGAGAUCUGCAUCAAGUCGCAUCCACGCAGGUCGAGGAUGCGUUCUGAUUCGGACUCCGUUAAAGUUCUUUUGCCCAAUGUGGUAUUUAAUAUGUCUUCGAAUUUACCAUCAUUGAAGGCUGUCAUUGAAACACCAUUAUGCUCCAAACCAGACGGUCAAAAUCAGCACCAUAGUGAUGGUGAUAAUGAGGCCGAUGAAGGUGAGCACACCAUUAGUGCUAUCUCAUCCAAACUCGAGUGUACAAUGAAAGCUCCUGCUGAAGACUCCGAUGUGAUUUCAGCGUUGUCAGACGCGGAAGUAUUACAGUUGAUUCGCGAGGGUCGUCUGAAGACUCGCGAUUUGGAGACAGUGAUGAAGAGCCUUCCGCGUGCAGUGGCCCUGCGUCGGCAGGACUUGGCCACGCGCAUCAACAGCCCGCACUCCAUUGAUUGCAUUCCCUUUGCCAACUACGACUACCGACCUGUCAUGGGGCAGUGCUGCGAGGAGGUAAGAGGCCGUCGUCCCAAUAGUCUACCAAAUCGUUUAUUGUUUUUCGGCAUUGUUUGCCUUCGAAACUAA